UUUGUUGUUGUUUGUUGAUGUUUGUUGAUGUUUGUUUGUUGUUUGUUCGCUGUUCGUGCAUGCAGGAUGCCAGCGCCGGAGCCCCCACGUCCUGGCCACUGCUGCAUGCACACAAGCCCCUUCCCCGGGCUCACUCGCUGGAUGACAAACACGCUACGGCCCCAGGCACCUCCAGGCACUCGCAGGCACCUGUGGAGUCGUCUAGACACCCCCAGUCACCUGUAGAGUCAUCUAGACACCCCCAGUCACCUGUAGAGUCAUCUAGACACCCCCAGUCACACACAGAGUCGUCUAGACACCCCCAGUCACCUGUAGAGUCAUCUAGACACCUCCAGUCACCUGUAGAGUCAUCUAGACACCUCCAGUCACACACAGAGACAUCUAGACACCUCCAGUCACACACAGAGAUAUCUAGACACCUCCAGUCACCUGUAGAGUCAUCUAGACACCUCCAGUCACCUGUAGAGUCAUCUAGAUACCUCCAGUCACCUGUAGAGUUAUCUAGACAUCUCCAGUCACCUGUAGAGUCAUACAGACACCCGCAAUCACACGAAGAGUCAUACAGACACCUACAACAUCUGCAGUCACCCGCAGAGUCAUACAGACACCCGCAGUCACCCGUGGAGUCAUACAGACACCCGCAGUCACGCGUCGGGUCAUUCAGACACCUGCAGUCACCUGUAGAGUCAUCUAGACACCUCCAGUCACACACAGAGUCAUCUAGACACCCCCAGUCACCUGUAGAGUCAUCUAGACACCUCCAGUCACCUUUAGAGUCAUCUAGACACCUCCAGUCACACACAGAGUCAUCUAGACACCUCCAGUCACCUUUAGAGUCAUCUAGACACCUCCAGUCACACACAGAGUCAUCUAGACACCUACAGUCACCUGUAGAGUUAUCUAGACACCUCCAGUCACCUUUAGAGUCAUCUAGACACCUCCAGUCACACACAGAGUCAUCUAGACACCUCCAGUCACACACAGAGUCAUCUAGACACCUACAGUCACCUGUAGAGUCAUCUAGACACCUCCAGUCACACACAGAGUCAUCUAGACACCUCCAGUCACCUGUAGAGUCAUCUAGACACCCCCAGUCACCUGUAGAGUCAUCUAGACACCUCCAGUCACCUAUAGAGUCAUCUAGACACCUCCAGUCACCUGUAGAGUCAUCUAGAUACCUCCAGUCACACACAGAGUCAUCUAGACACCCCCAGUCACCUGUAGAGUCAUCUAGACACCCCCAGUCACCUGUAGAGUCAUCUAGACACCCCCAGUCACACACAGAGUCGUCUAGACACCCCCAGUCACCUGUAGAGUCAUCUAGACACCUCCAGUCACACACAGAGUCAUCUAGACACCUCCAGUCACCCGUAGAGUCAUCUAGACACCUCCAGUCACCUGUAGAGUCAUCUAGACACCUCCAGUCACACACAGAGUCAUGUAGACACCUCCAGUCACCUGUAGAGUUAUCUAGACACCUCCAGUCACCUGUAGAGUCAUCUAGACACCUCCAGUCACACACAGAGUCAUCUAGAUACCCCCAGUCACCUGCAGAGUCAUAUAGACACCUCCAGUCACCUGUAGAGUUAUCUGGACACCUCCAGUCACCUGUAGAGUCAUCUAGACACCUCCAGUCACACACAGAGUCAUCUAGAUACCCCCAGUCACCUGUAGAGUCAUCUAGACACCUCCAGUCACACACAGAGUCAUCUAGACACCUCCAGUCACCCGUAGAGUCAUCUAGACACCUCCAGUCACCCGUAGAGUCAUCUAGACACCUCCAGUCACCUGUAGAGUCAUCUAGACACCUCCAGUCACCUGUAGCGUUAUCUAGACACCUCCAGUCACCUGUAGAGUCAUCUAGACACCUCCAGUCACCUGUAGAGUCAUCUAGACACCUCCAGUCACACACAGAGUCAUCUAGACACCUCCAGUCACACACAGAGUCAUCUAGACACCUACAGUCACCUGUAGAGUCAUCUAGACACCUCCAGUCACCUUUAGAGUCAUCUAGACACCUCCAGUCACACACAGAGUCAUCUAGACACCUCCAGUCACCUGUAGAGUCAUCUAGACACCCCCAGUCACCUGUAGAGUCAUCUAGACACCUCCAGUCACCUAUGGAGUCAUCUAGAUACCUCCAGUCACCUUUAGAGUCAUCUAGACACCUUCAGUCACCCAUAGAGUCAUCUAGACACCUACAGACACCUGUAGGGUCACCUAGACACGUCCAGUCACAUGUAGGGUCACCUAGACAACUCCAGUCACCCGUAGAGUCAUCUAGACACCUCCAGUCACCUGUAGAGUCAUCUAGACACUUCCAGUCACACACGGAGUCAUCUAGACACCUCCAGUCACACACAGAGUCACCUACACACCUUAAGUCACCUGUAGGGUCACCUAGACACCUCCAGUCACCUGUAGGGUCACCUACACACCUUCAGUCACCAGCAGGGUCACCUAGACACCUCCAGUCACCUGUAGAGUUAUCUAGUCACCUCCAGUCACCUGUAGGGUCACCUACACACCUUCAGUCACCAGCAGGGUCACCUAGACACCUCCAGUCACCUGUAGAGUUAUCUAGUCACCUCCAGUCACCUGUAGGGUCACCUAGACACCUCCAGUCACCCGUAGGGUCACCUGCAGGGUCACUCGUGCACGUCCAGUCAUGCGUGGAGGCGCCCUGGCGCGCAGGCGACCGGGAGCCGCCAGGGACGGGACCCCCUCAGACUCCCACCGCCGCUCCGCCCUGGGGGGACGGGCGGCCCAAGACGCUGGACUGGGCCGAGUUCCGCACCGUGGAGCAGGCCCUGGAGCGCGCCGGCGUGGCCCGCCCGCCGGCGGGGCGGGAGACGCCGGGGGAGACGCCGGGGGAGGCGGCGGGCGGCCUCGGCUUUGCCGACGGCGCCGGCGAAGCCGGGGCCGCCGGGACGCCCCGCGGCCGUCGCGGCCCGCGGCCCGGCCUCUCCGAGGGGGUCGGCGGUGCCGAGGCCGCGGCGCCGGCGCUGGAGGAGGAACGGAGGAGGCGGAGCGAGGAGCGGCGCGCGUUCUUCCAUUCGGCGGCGGCCGAGGAAGGCCGGGCGGCCGCCCGGCCGGACGGCGGCCCGGGCGGCCGCGGAGGAGGGGCGCCGGCGCCGCCCCCGGGUUGGACGGCCGCCGCGGAGGGACGGCGGCGGCGGCUCCCCGGGCGACGCCGGGGGCGGCGCCCGGCUCAACGGCCACGGGGCCGAGGGGACGCCGGACGGCGGCCCGCGACUCGGCGGCCGCGGCUCUCGCCGGGCGGAGGAGGGGAGGCCCGGCCGCGGAGGUCGGUGGAGGCGACGCCGGUGCGGGAGCGCCGCAUGGUGCCCAUCGCGUCCGUGAGGCCCGCGGCGCCGCAGCCGGACGCCGAACGGCGGCUCCAGGCGCAGGUCGGUGGCCGCAAUCGACGACGGUGA
This is a messenger RNA of Petromyzon marinus (sea lamprey), 3437 nucleotides long. The record is from RefSeq and is a predicted model, not a curated record. NCBI's taxonomy places the organism in Eukaryota, Metazoa, Chordata, Hyperoartia, Petromyzontiformes, Petromyzontidae.